Exophiala oligosperma is the source of this 2765-nucleotide messenger RNA. RefSeq lists its product as uncharacterized. The transcript is spliced from 3 exons. Gene Ontology annotation, cellular component: Dbf4-dependent protein kinase complex; nucleus. Gene Ontology annotation, molecular function: protein serine/threonine kinase activator activity; nucleic acid binding; zinc ion binding. NCBI's taxonomy places the organism in Eukaryota, Fungi, Ascomycota, Eurotiomycetes, Chaetothyriales, Herpotrichiellaceae. Gene Ontology annotation, biological process: positive regulation of nuclear cell cycle DNA replication; regulation of cell cycle phase transition. The record is from RefSeq and is a predicted model, not a curated record. The coding region runs from base 251 to 2194 and encodes 647 amino acids.
CUCUUUCUUUUUCCAAUAGACCAGCCAACUCUUUUUCUUCCUUUGGAGCUCGUGUUGUUUCUUCAGCACAUCUUUAUCUUUCAGUCCGCCCUGUCUGCCAACAUGUGCAGCUGUUGAAAAGACCGUCCAUCGGGUCUUUGGGUUGUCAGAGCAGCAGCACGCGUCGCGUUGUUCGGUCUGCGUACCCCUCCCUGCCAUCCUCAGUUCAGCACUCCCACGAGCAGCCGACGAGCUCGAAAUAUCCUUAUGAAUGGCAGCUGCUGUAUUCAUACCACCCUCGCCCCAUGAUCCUCUUGUAAAAAUGGCCAACGUCUCCCGUCGAGUCCCUCUGGCGAGCCUUUCGAACGCCACAAAUUCCCCCCAUAGGCCUCUCACCCACAGCGGUUCCAAGCGGCCGAGGAGUCUGGCCAAUGUGGCUCAACAGGAAAAUGAACCACCGCAGAAGCGUCUGGCGGUGGAGAAAAAUGGAAAGGAUGCCAACAGGAACCCGGCCACGCCUCAGAGGCAGUCGGGCCCCAGCAUGGCCGAAGGUCGCGUGUUUGAACGAGGGAAUGGUGAGUCUGGAUCUACCGCUUUCCAAAGGAGGCUCGUAGCUGCCCGGGAGAAAUCCACGGGGCUCCGGAUCACCAAGAACGUUGAGUCGACCACCAAGGAAGAUAGUAUCCGCACCUGGCAGAAACAUUACCGAAAACUCUUUCCAACGUAUAGCUUCUACUUUGACGGCAUCUCGGAGGACACACGCGCACGCUUCCUCCGACAGAUCACGGGUUUAGGAGCGAAGGAAGAAAAGUUUUUCUCCAAAGCGGUCACGCACAUCGUCACGACCCGUCACAUUCCUACAGAAAAUACAUCUUCCAACGACACCGCCCAGCAAUCACCAGUAGAAGACCAGCCCCAGACCAUCAACCCGUCGCUCCUCGAAAAGAAUCCCCGUGGGCACGUGCCGGCGACGACAAGACGCGAUGGAGCCAACCACAUGGAUAUUCUGGUCAGAGGAAAAGAGAUGGGCAUGAAGAUAUGGGCGGCCGAAAAGCUACAACGUGUACUGGCGUCGAUCCUGGGGGAUGCAGGCAGCCAUACUCACCACUCCCGGAACACGACACACGGCGGUCGACACCAACAUGAAGACUUGGGCCAGGUAUUGAAGCACGAGAAGCUGGCUGCAUAUUCUGAACGCGAACAACCCACGUUGUCUCUGGUGCCGUUCAAGGGACCUUUCAUCUACGUUCACGACAUGGACGAAAAAUAUCGACCGACCAUGGUGAGGGAAUAUGUCAGGGUCAGUCGCCGGUCAGAUGGGGAUUGGCCGCAGUUCCGCUCGGCUAGCGUUGGCAAAUGUCCUUUUGUGGAGGACCCAACCAUGAAGAGGGAGCUGGAACAGGAGCAGCGGACAAGGGCCAGGAUGCUUGCCCUGCAGCAACAUCAACAACCACAGCAUCAUGUGACUCGCACGAGGUCACACGUUACUGUGGACAAGGCGAACCUUGAUCCUCCUACACGUCGUACAAGCCCACGUAAAGCCCUUCAGACCGUUCACAACCCAGCCGAUGUACCCAUGGACCUGGACUCCGAUCGCAAGAAGACAGGUCCUUCUGCUCAUGAGCGACAGCCGUCAUUCCCGCCCAUGCCUGACAGACCAUUUGAGUUUGUUCGGCCUGCCCAGCUACAGAUGUCUCGGGAACCUGCGGCAUCAGGCAUACAAAGGUCCAAUCUGACCUCGGCGAUUCAAUCACAGAUGAUCUCUUCGACAGCUGCUACCGGGGUCAAGGCCGGGACCAGCAAGGAGGUGCACCAGCAGUUGAAACGACAGGUGUUGGAACGAACCCAUACCGGCAGCCUGUCGGUGGGUUCCAUACCAUCGUCUCAUCGGAUGAAUGACCUUGCUGGUGCUCUUAAGAACGUCCGAGCUCCCGCGCCUCAAAGAGCGGCCAAAAGCCGUGCUCAAGAAAAGCUGGGCGGAAUUCAAGAAGAAGACGACGACCAUGUAGAUGACGUUUCAGCCGAACGAGCCGCCCAUCUCAGCCGAAAGAAGAAGGUGGUCAAGAGAGAUCCGAAACCCGGAUACUGUGAGAACUGCCGCGAUAAAUAUGAUGAUUUUGAAGAGCACAUUAUAUCACGCAAACAUCGAAAGUUUGCCAUGACACAAUCAAACUGGAAUGAACUUGACGCCCUUCUUGCCAAACUGCAAGCAUGACUUUCCCAAGCAAAAAAGCGACCAUUUCGAAGAGGUUCUACUGGGUCGAGCGGUGCCUUGAUCAGGUGUGGAGCCGACCGAACAAACGACAGCAUUUUCGCUCACUUUGAUUAUGAACAUUGAAUAGCCUCCUGCAUUUUAGCGGCAAGCAUGUUUUAUUCUGAACGCAUCAACAGAGCCAAAAGACAAAAGAACUGUUAAUCCAGGAAAAAGUAGAACGAUGCAAAGAUGUGGCGGGUUGGGAAUGGCCUUGGACCCGCCAUGGCAACUGCACAAAAAAAGAGACUAGCCAGAUUAUUUAAUUCAAGCAGCCAUUGUCUGUCAAGCGAAGCGCUGGUAAACAGUUACGAGACGAAAGGACAGACGACAUAUCGAAUGAAAGGACUUAGCGAUUGAUUGUACGCGUGUUGAUGAAGCAUAGGGAAUAUUUGGUUGCACAGGAUUUACAGAGUAGUGUUUUUCGCAUUGCAAUGAAUGGAGUCUGGGUUUGACAUUGAUACCUUGAUUAGCGAGGAGAGAGCCAUCUUUUUUUCUUCGUUUUAGUUCUCCGUAACGAGUAGGUCAAUUGAUU